AAUUAGAAGGUGGGGGCAGGAAGCAUUGAAAGAGUUUGAGAUGGUGAUGUCAGCUGAGUUCAGAAAGUAAACAGAGUUCCAGACUGCAGCAUGCUGUCUGCGGAACCCGGACCGCAGCUGGGGCAAGCCGAUGGGGGCUCCCACGCAAUCCCCGGGACUAGCGCGAUUAUCAGUGGGAGGGCAGGCUGGUUCCUUCUCAUUUACCUCCUCAUCUUUAUCUUCGUACCUCAGGGGAGCGCCUGGCCCAACAAUUACAGACAUUUGUCCGACCACUGCCCCGGCCCAGAGUGGAACGUCAUGUGCAGGAGCUGCUGCGAGUAUGAUGUGAUCCGCUGCAAAUGCCCCCUGCAGGGGACAUCGGUGGGCUACGCUGUGCCCUGCUGCCGCAACGCCAUCAAUGAGUGUGACCCCUGCAUCUUCCAUCCAGGUUGCAGUAUUUUUGAGAACUGUAAGCGAUGCAACAAUGGGACCUGGGGUCCCAAAGAUGACUUUUUCAUCCGUGGCCAAUACUGUGCCGAGUGUCGUCCCGGAUGGUCUGGUGGAGACUGCAUGAAGUGUGGUGGGGUGAUACGUAAACGUCAAGGUCACAUAGUUGUGGAAAGCUACCCCAACAAUGCUCGGUGUGAGUGGACCAUACAAGUGGACCAACCCUUUACAAUAGAACUCAGGUUUAUGAUGCUGAGUUUGGAGGUACAUCAAUCUUGUCGCUAUGACUUCGUGGAAGUCAGAGAUGGUGACAGCAUCAACUCUCGUGUUAUAGGUCGGUUCUGUGGAAGCAACAGACCUGCUCCCAUUCGCAGCUCUGGCAACAGUCUCCACAUUCAUUUUGAGUCUGAUGGUUUCAAGAAUUUUGAUGGCUUCUUUGCUACAUUCCAAGAGAGUUCAGCUUGCAGCUCCUCUCCUUGCCUACAUGACGGGACUUGUAUCCUCGACAGCUCUUACACAUAUCAUUGUGUCUGUCUGGCUGGCUAUACAGGCAAGAGAUGUGAAAAUGUAGUGGGAUGUCGCAGGCCUCCUGUGCCCACCCAUGGAUCCACACAGGGAGUGUUUCAUCACGUAGGAGCACAACUCACUUUCCACUGUGAUACAGGGUUUGAGUUGCAGGGAUUACGUGCUGCCAUCUGCCUCAGUGAUGGCACCUGGAGUGCACCUGCUCCACAGUGUGUUCCAGUGGAACGAGUAUGCGCUCUGCCACCAAAGCCAACACACGGGGACCACUUCUUGGUUUUCGGUCCCAAUGAUGUUUUAAUUGCUCUCCAAUACCUUUGCCAUCACCCCUAUGAACUCAGUGGAGUCUCGCAAAGGACUUGCCUUCAGAACAACACCUGGAGUGGAACUCAUCCUAUUUGUACCAAAGUGAAUAACACACUCACAGAAGCAGAAAAGGACAAGGAAACUGAAAAAGAGACAAUAAAAGGUACAGAAAAAGAUAAAGAAGAAAUACACAGUGAGGAAGAUAUCCUUAGCAAAGAUAAAGAAAAAAGCCAGGAGAACACGGGUAUGAAAAAAGAAAGCGAUCGCUGGAGUACAACAGAAGACAAAAACACUGGUACUAUUCCAGAGAAAACUGGUGAAGAAGAAAAAACUAAUGGCCGGGAGAAAACCACGAGCAGUGGUGAAGAUAAAGUGGGUAGUGUCGGCCCAGACAAUGGCCGGGACACAGACGAGAAUAAAGAACCUGAAAUAGUAAAACCUGGGAAGAAAGAAGUCGGUAAUCCCCCAAAGUCAGAGCUGGAUAUCAUUGACGGCGUGGCAAGAAAAGACAAAGGACAAGAUGAGAAGGAAAAAAAAGAGGAGCAAGUGAAUGGAAAAAAAGACACUGGAAAAGUUGGACCCAACGACACUAAGCUGCGGACGGUCGUCUCAGAGGAAAUAAACACACUGGAGAUCUCCAAGCAGGAAAUGGCAAAGAACAACACAGUCACGGACGAUACGAACGACUUAAGGAAAAACAACACAAUAGCUUUACCAGAGAGGAAAAUAAUUCCCUCAAGAGUCAAUAUUACACAGCAUACCCUGUAUAGGGCAGGAGAUGAAGAAAGUGAGAAACUAAAGGAAAGCCCAAAAAAUAAAGAGGACAAAGUGGAAACGAUUCCUACUGAGAAACCAAAGGAACUUGAUAUGCAUCAAAAAGAGAAGGAAAAAGAGAAGGACAUAAACCAGAGCUUCAAUGAGUGGAGCUGCCCACCUCCCCCUCGUCUCUAUCAUGGUUAUCACGUGAUGAUGCCAGGGGCCAAGCCUGAGACAGUGGAGUUCUUCUGUAACCACUCCUACGCUCUGAGUGGAGACGCCCUGCGACGCUGUCAACCAGAUGGAACAUGGAGUGGCAAACAACCCCUGUGUGUUAGAGCGUGUCGGGAAUCCAAAGUUUCAGAACUGGUCAGACAAAGAAUCCUACCCCCUCAAACACCAUUCAGAAAGACACCGGUGCACAAACUGUACUCCACUGCAGUGGGUCGACAAAUUCAGUCUGACGGCCCCACCAAAGGGCCACCAGUACAUUCACAGUUGGCUCCUGGUUUCCAUCACCUCUACACACACAUCGAGUAUGACUGUGUGUCUCCGUUCUACCACCAUAGUGGCAGUCCUCGCCGUACUUGCCUCAAGACAGGCAAAUGGAGCGGGCGCCAUGUAUCUUGUUCACCAGUGUGUGGAAAGCAUCCAACCUUUGACUUUGAGAGGCCUGGAGAGGCUCAUUGGCCUUGGCUAGUGGCCAUCUACCGUCGCUCCAACAGUGGUCUAGAAACCAAGUUGACCAAGGCAAAGAGCCACAGUGGAUCCGUGAAAAAGGAUGGCAGCGCAAGAGCUAGUACCCAUGUCCGGGCUUCAGACUGGCAGCUGGUGUGCAGUGGAGCUCUAGUGAACCAACGGAGUGUUGUGGUUGCAGCCCAUUGCGUGACACAGCUGGGGAAGGUUUAUCCUCUGGAUGCAGCUAAAAUCAAGGUGGUGGUAGGGAAACACUAUCGUGACGAUCACAAGGAAAAUAAAGGCCUCCAACACUUGAGGGUGGCCACCGUCGUUAUUCACCCAAAUUACGACCCCCAUAUUCUUGACUCAGACAUAGCUGUUAUCAAGUUACUGGACAAAGCAAAGAUUGGAGAGAAAGUGCAACCCCUGUGCCUGUCAGACAUUCAGGGCGAGGACGAGAUGUCUGGACAAGGCCUCGUGACUGGCUGGUCUCCCCUUGCUGACUCAGGUUUGGGUGCUGACGAAAAAGCGAGAGUUGGCCUUGUUCACCUCGCUGACAUCGUUCCAUGCGAGCAGCAAUACGCUCGUAAUGGGGUGCCGGUCAGUGUUACUGACAACAUGCUGUGUGCUAGCCAGAAGCCCAACUAUGGACCCUCUAACAUAUGUCCCUCUGACACCGGGGGAAUCCUGAUCCUCCCUGCACUUACCGACAACAAGGGGAAUCCCUCUGCCGGCCCUACUCAAAAAGGAAGAAAAAGACUUUGGAGACUUCUGGGACUCGUAAGUUUUGGCUAUGACCAAGGGGAGUGUGAUCCUGAACUCUAUACAGUCUACACUCAUGUAGCAAACUUCAAAGUCUGGAUAGAGACAAGUAUGAAAUAGAAAUGUUGUGUAGUCUAUUACACUGGACAACACGGCGCUCUAAAUGAAGGGAUGCUCGCACAUUAAAUGUUUGAUCAGUCUUUGAUUAGAAGAUAUCUCAUUCGUCGGCCUGUAUUUAUAGACUUGAAAAUGACAAAAAUUUCAUCCUUAAAAUGACAAAGUCAUGUAUUAUAUGCACACGUUAGUAUGUACUGUAUAUUGUAAUGUACUAACUUUUCUAUUGACUUAGUAUAUGACUGAAAGUGAUGUACAUAUUGCAUUGAAAGACAGAAAACUGGAUAUUUUAAUUAAAGUGGGAAAAUAUUUUCAAA
This is a messenger RNA of Syngnathus typhle (broad-nosed pipefish), 3881 nucleotides long. It is a transcript of the gene pamr1b, whose product is annotated as peptidase domain containing associated with muscle regeneration 1b. Gene Ontology annotation, molecular function: serine-type endopeptidase activity. The record is from RefSeq and is a predicted model, not a curated record. Gene Ontology annotation, biological process: proteolysis. Bases 91 to 3570 code for a protein of 1159 amino acids. NCBI's taxonomy places the organism in Eukaryota, Metazoa, Chordata, Actinopteri, Syngnathiformes, Syngnathidae. The transcript is spliced from 14 exons.